AUGUCGUUGAUCGAUCGCUUUCAUAAACAUAGGGAUCCCUACGACAUGAACAAUGCGAUACCAAGCUGGGACACCACUACACAACUUAUGGCAGUCACCAAUAUGUUUGGUGAUCUCAAUGUCAUUUCAGCCGCAAUUGAGGUUCUCGAAGAGACUGUGGGGCUGAUUGAAGGCGACAAUUCUACAAAGCGUGUCAUUUUGUACAAUAUCAGUGCCUUGUUGACGAUCCGCUUUGAGCGCCUCAGUGACCUUGAUGAUCAUCCUGAUAAAUUCACCUUUUUGAACAACUUUAGAAUCUUGUUGUCUGACCGUUUUGAGCGGCUAAGCGUUCUUGCUGAUCUCGACAAGGCGAUUUCACUGAUGGAAGACGCACUACGACUCGGUCCCGACGGUUAUCCUCACAAGCAUGCUUGCCUGUACAAUAUCGGUACCUCGUUUUCCAGCCGCUUUGGGUGGCCGGGCGAUGUUGCAGAUCUCCACAAGUCAAUCUCAAGGAUAGAAGACUCGCUGCGAUUUACUCCGGAUGACCAUCCUGACAGGCCCAUGUAUUUGACCAACUUCGGCAAGUCGCUCUCCCACCGCUUUGAGCGACUGGGAAACCUCCCUAACCUCUACAAGGCAAUUUCUGUGAUGGAAGAGGUACUGCAACUCACACUGGGCGACUAUCCUCAAAAGCCUGGUCGUUUGAACAACCUCGCCAACUCAACUUCAUUGAUGGAAGAUGCAGUUCGACUUACUCCAGACGGUCAUCCUACCAAGCCCGUGUGUUUGAACGGCCUUGGGACCUUGCUACCGAGCCAAUUCAAGCGGCUGGGCGAUCUCACUGAUAUUGAUGACGAUGGAGGACGCGCUGCAUCUCUCGUCCCAGUUGACCAUUCACGUAAGCCCAUCAUCUUGGGCCAUCUAGGUCGAUUGCUCUUGGGACGUAUCGAGCGGUUUGGUAACCUCGCUGAUAUCGACAAGUCCAUUUCGAUGAUGGAAGACGCGUUACGAUUCACUCCAGAUGACCAUCCUGACAGGUCCGCGCAUCUGAUAGUCCUCGGAAAUCUGUUCUCCCAUCGUUUUGAGCGGCUGGGAAACCUACCUGAUCUGAACAGGUUGAUAUCGGUGAUGGAAAGUGUGCUACAACUGAUUCCAGAUGGCGACCCAACCAAGGUCAUGUGUCUGGACAACCUUGGUAGCUUGUUCUUGAGACGCUUCCAGCGGCUGGGCGACCUCACAUGCAUCGACAAGUCAAUUUCAGUGUUGGACGAGGCGGUACAACUGACUCCCGAUGGUGAUCCUUCCAAGCCCAUGUAUCUGAAUGGCCUUGGUGCCUCUCUCAUCUGUCGCUUCGAGGGGUUGGGUGACAUUAUUGAUGUUGACAAGUCCAUCUUAGUGCAAGAGGACGCAGUCCGGCUCACCCCGGAUAGUCAUCCUCACAAGCCUGUCUAUCUUGCCAACCUUGGUGGCUCGACUCUUGUUGUGUCGUUCUCGAGCCGAUUUGAACAGCUGGGCGAUGUUACAGACCUCCACAAGUCAAUCACGAUUCUGGAGGAUGCUCUGUGCCUCGCACCUGACGGCCAUUCUGGAAAGCCAUCUUUCCGGUUUAAUCUCGGCGAGGCAUUCUGCAGCAGCUUUGUGCACCUUGGCGAUGUUUCUGCUCUCUACAACGCCACACUCUAUCUCUCCAACGCCGCGCGUUCUUCAGUGGGCUCCCCUUCUGAACGCUUCAGGGCAUCGUUAAAAUGGGUUACCUGUGCUGAUCUUGUAGAAACAGCAGAUGUCGUACGUGACGAUGCAGCUGCCGUUGCGCUUCAAUGUGGCCGCCGUGACGCUGCCAUCGAAUGGCUCGAGCAGGGUCGCUCGGUUGUGUGGAACCGGCUGUUGCAGCUCCGUACUCCCCUUGAUGGACUGCAGGUUAAUCAUCCUGCGCUUGCCAACAGACUUCGGCAAGUAUCGAAUAAUUUGGAACAAGCUAGUGCACAUGACAUCUCUGAAAUUGGGGAGAUGCAGAAGGAAGGACUAUCCAUGAACGAAGAGACUCGACGACAUCAUACACUUGCACUCGAACGUGAAAAGCUUCUUCUCGAGAUCCGGUCCCUACCAGGAUUUGAGAGAUUUUCACUGCCAAAAACGGUCUCACAGCUCACUUCAUCGGCGCAUUCAAGGCCCGUCGUUGUCCUGAAUGCCAAUUCCGAUGACGUGCUUCAUGUCACCCUUUCCAAUAACACCUACAAGCAGGGCUUCGGAACGCGUGCAGAUGAAUCACAAUUAUGGAUGAAGGUUACCAAGCCGGUGUUGGAUGCUCUUGCUUUCUCGACUCCGAAAUAUCCCUCUCGCAUUUUCUGGUGCCCCACUGGCCCGUUUUUAUUCCUUCUCAUCCAUGCUGCAGGUCUUUAUGAUACCGCUGAACCUGGUUACAAGCUUUCAGACUUCGUCAUCUCAUCGUACACCCCCACCCUCGGAGCCCUCGCACCCUCACAGCAUAAAAACGUUACCUCAAGUAGCACACGUCUUGCCCCUGUUCCUCAGCCCGAAUCAGACGGGCAUAGCCGGCUGCCAGGCGUGCAAAGAGAGGUAGACUUUAUUAGAACGACGCUCGAGAGCCUCCCAUCUACGCCCGUCUCCCUCAUGGAGUCCAAUGGAACUGUGGAAGACGCGCUGGACAAGAUGAAGGGAUCGGACUGGACUGCCGCCGCCUAA
Fibroporia radiculosa is the source of this 2685-nucleotide messenger RNA. RefSeq lists its product as uncharacterized. The transcript has 12 exons. Lineage: Eukaryota; Fungi; Basidiomycota; Agaricomycetes; Polyporales; Fibroporiaceae. Bases 1 to 2685 code for a protein of 894 amino acids. Gene Ontology annotation, molecular function: protein binding. The record is from RefSeq and is a predicted model, not a curated record.